AUGUCUUCGCUCCCUUGCCUCACACCCGUGGCAUACCAAUGCCACCCACUGCGACUCACUGUACACCACGCACGGCGCACACCCCGCACCGCAACGACCGCCUCCCCACCCCCGGACCCCCCGCACGCAGUCGUCGGCCUCACCGGCGGGAUCGCGACCGGCAAGUCCACCGUCUCCGCCCUCCUCCACGCCCACGGCAUCCCGAUCGUCGACGCCGACGUGCUCGCGCGGCGCGUCGUCGCCCCCGGCACGCCCGCGCUCGCCGCGAUCGCCGCGCACUUCGGGCGGGGGGUGCUCCAGCCCGACGGCGCGCUCGACCGCGCCGCGCUCGGCCGCGUCGUCUUCGCCGACGAGGCGAAGCGCAGGGUGCUCAACCGCAUCACGCACCCCGCCGUGCGCCGCGCGAUGGUCUGGGAGGUGCUCCGGUGCUGGGUCCGGGGCGAGCGGGUGUGCGUGCUCGACGUGCCGCUGCUCGUCGAGGGCGGGCUGUGGAAGUGGGUGGCGAAGGUCGUCGUGGUGUAUUGUUCGCCGGAGAUCCAGCUGCAACGGCUCAUGAAGCGGGACGGCUCCGCACGGGAGGAUGCGACUGCCCGGCUGAACGCGCAGCUGCCCAUUGCAGAAAAAGUGCAGUAUGCGGACGUCGUCAUCGACAACUCGGGCACCCCGAAGGAGCUCGAGCAGCAGGUUGAACAGCUCGUCCAACGCAUGUAUGACGGCGCGGGCUGGACGUGGCGGCUGACUUGGCUGUGCCCACCCCUUGGGGUUGCCGCAGCAUGCUGGACGAUUGGGUGGAGGGCGUUGCGACGCUCGCAGAAGUCGAAGUCGAGGCGGAGGUAG
Molecule: messenger RNA, 837 nt
Organism: Epithele typhae
Lineage: Eukaryota; Fungi; Basidiomycota; Agaricomycetes; Polyporales; Epitheliaceae
Product: CoaE-domain-containing protein
Exons: 2
Coding region: 1-837 (278 amino acids)
Biological process (GO): coenzyme A biosynthetic process
Molecular function (GO): dephospho-CoA kinase activity; ATP binding
Source: RefSeq, a predicted model, not a curated record